This is a messenger RNA of Eurypyga helias (sunbittern), 782 nucleotides long. It is a transcript of the gene MYOZ2, whose product is annotated as myozenin 2. Lineage: Eukaryota; Metazoa; Chordata; Aves; Eurypygiformes; Eurypygidae. Bases 153 to 782 code for a protein of 209 amino acids. Gene Ontology annotation, molecular function: actin binding; telethonin binding; FATZ binding. The transcript is spliced from 5 exons. Gene Ontology annotation, cellular component: Z disc; actin cytoskeleton. The record is from RefSeq and is a predicted model, not a curated record.
UGCAGAUCCAAGCACAAGGGUAGACACCAUCCUGGACCAGGCAGGUCAUCCCCAUACAUAACUAACUCCUGAAGCUUCAACUAAAGGGUUGAGACCACUUUUUUCUGCGCAACAAAACAGGAGGCAAGGAAAAAUCGUAUCAGAAAAUCACAAUGUUAUCACAUUCUGCCAUGGUCAAAGAGAGGAAACAACAAGCAUCAGCCAUUAUGGAUGAAAUACAGAGAAAUGGUGUAGUAUAUACAGUAUCAGGCAUUUUAGAAAAACGGAUGUAUGUAUUUAUCCAUUGUAUUGCAGUCUCACCCAGCUUAAACCUCGGAAAAAAGGUCAGCACCCCCAGAGAUAUCAUGGUGGAGGAACUAUCGACGCUCAGCAACAGAGGUGCAAGACUCUUCAAGAGACGCCAGCGGAGAUCUGACAAAUACACCUAUGAAAACUAUCAUUAUGUAGCAAACAAGCCAAGAAAUCGUGGAGAGCCCAUACAGAGCGUUAGAAUGGAUGGCCUCAGUGUUGAAGGAAUUCCCCAGCAUGCCCCAAUGACACCUCCUAAUACACCUGAUCCCCGGAGCCCCCCACAUCCUGACAACAUUGCCCCAGGUUAUUCUGGACCACUGAAAGAAAUUCCUCCUGAAAAGUUCAACACUACUUCUGUGCCAAAGUAUUAUCAGUCUCCCUGGAUAGAAGCCAUUAGGGAUGAUCCAGAGCUGCUGGAAGCUUUAUAUCCUAAACUUUUUAAACCUGAAGCAAAGCCAGAACUGCCUGACUACAGGAGCUUUAACAGGUAA